Athalia rosae (coleseed sawfly) is the source of this 1203-nucleotide messenger RNA. RefSeq names its product leucine-rich melanocyte differentiation-associated protein-like. Gene Ontology annotation, biological process: melanocyte differentiation. The coding region runs from base 141 to 929 and encodes 262 amino acids. The record is from RefSeq and is a predicted model, not a curated record. Gene Ontology annotation, molecular function: protein binding. Lineage: Eukaryota; Metazoa; Arthropoda; Insecta; Hymenoptera; Athaliidae. The transcript is spliced from 4 exons.
UUUAGAGACUUUUAACACUUUAAAUUGCACUUUGCUCCGACGGGAUCGUAUCGCACUAUAGACCGUGCUAGUUCUUUAUACGAUAAAUAUCUUCCACUAACGAGAGGUCGUGGUUGUGUUUGUUGUUUGUUGCAUUCAAAAUGGCGAUGAAGAACGAACAAGAUUUUAACCGUACCGCAUUAACCGUUCAAUUAAACAGGGCUUGGUAUACGGGACAAAGGGCAGAGAGAAUACCAGGUGGUCUAAUUGGACUCGUUGGACCAGAUUGUACGGCUCUGGAUUUAUCUUAUAAUAAUCUCGUCUCUGUUACGGGACUCAAGGAAUUUAUACACCUGGAAGAACUCGUAUUGGAUAACAACUGUCUUCGCGAUCUAAAUACCUUGCCAAGAUUACCCGGACUUACAACUCUGAGCGUAAACAACAAUAAGUUGUCGGAUAUAGAGAAUGCUCUGGAUCGCAUAAAGGAGUGUUGUCCUUGUUUGAGGUACGUAAGUCUACUCGGAAAUCCUGGAUCUCCCGAUCAGCUGACGGAUCCGAAUUCGAACGACGAGGACGACUACGAACGGUAUCGUCACUACGCCGUUCACGUGCUUCCUUCUACCUUAAAAUUUCUCGAUUCGCGACCGGUAACGGGAAAGGAACGUAGGGAGGCAAAGGAACGUGGACGUUUUAUGAAAAUGGUAAAAGUAAACUUACCCGACGUAUCGGCCCUCACGUCAGAAGAAUUCUCGGCAGCGGUAGAGGGAAACAGACAACAGUCGAACUCGAAUUUUCUUCAAAGAGUUGCAAAGAAUAAUCCUGAUUACACACCGUUACCGAAAUCCAUCAGGGGACCGUCAGAAUUAAAAAGCGCCUAUGGAAAGUGCAGAUAUCGAUACUCUGGAAAGAAUUCUGAAGGAAAUCGUUUUAUAAGCAACAGCGAUCUUUGAACGUAUUCAACUUGUGUAUUUAGAUUUCUUUUUUAAUUUUUAACAUUUAUACUAUAUCACGAAUUCUCAAUUCGUCUUUCUUCACUCGACGAUAUUAUCAUUAAAUCAAUGACUGAUGUUAAAGUAAACCAACGAGCUAAAUAUGACAGCUAAUCUAAAACAAAUAAUAUAUUUUUAAUCAUAAGUAAAAAAUACGGUUAAUAAAAUUAUUCUUGGUCACCGAUGAAUGCGAUAUUAAUUUUAUCGUAAAUGGAAAUCAAAGAAUUGAAACUGA